UUCGACAAACCCCAUCAGCCGCAAAGCCGCCCCUAAAAUACGACUCAGCCUACCUGGCUGUUUUGGUUCUAAGGUUGCUCCCGCAAGCUUCGUGUUACUUCGAGGUAAAACUCUUUUUCAUUUAGACGUAAACCUUCCGUCAGCGUUGUCAAACAAUCGAACGUCGAACGUCGGACAUUAACCUUAAAGUUCUUUCUAGAGCUUAGCCGUUAGAAAAUGGCGGCAAUCAUCGAGAAGUUAGAUAUCAACCCCGAUAAGGUGCCCAACACCAAGCUUGGCCUCCACAUCUUCCAGAUCAUCUUGGGUGUUGUAAUAUUCAUACUCGAGAUCGUUUUAUUUCGAGCAGAUGGUUCAGUCAUCAACGGUAAUAAUGGAUGGCCAUUCGGUCUGUGUUUCUUAUCCGUCCCGGCCUGGAUUUACUUAGCCAUGUCACCACGAUUCGAGCGAACUCGGAAGAUUGCUGAGCCGCAUGCGAUGGUCGUCCUCGAUUCCGUCUUCGCUAUCUUCUGGUUAUCUGCUUUCGCCAGUCAGGCAGCUUACAACACCGCGAAUUCAUGUGGAACAGCUUGCGCUGUCAGCAAGGCUAUCGUCGGAAUAGCCUUCUUCGAAAUUCUCGCAUGGGUUGCGACGACAGCCGUCAGCGUAUACACGCUAAGAUACUACCGACAGACGGAUAGUCUUCCGGGAUACGAGAACCUCGGAACGAGCCAGAACAUCGACCCAGAUAAGGCUGCAUUCUCGAUGGCGCCCCAUGACGAGGAGGCAUAUGCGCCCGUGCACAUGGACGACCAUCACGACGAGCACGACCACGAUACCCCGUAUGACCCGGAUUCUUUCGGUGGCCGACUCGAAACCGAUACCACAUACAGACCGCACAGCACAUCUCCCGCUCCCCUCGAGAACCCCUUCGACAACGCAUACCGAUCACACAGCCAUUCGCCGGCGCACAGCGACCCCUACGGCGACCCGUACUCCUCGGUGUCGUCUAGGCCUCAACCUCACAUAUAUGCCCCGCCUGCGGCAGAGGACUAUGACGACGACAGACCGGUGCAAUUCCCCAGCGCGAACUACGACCGUACGUUGCGUUAGACGGGUUAAGUUGGCGUAGAUGGUAUCCCGCUGCCGGAAUACGCGGUAGCAGCUCGAAGGGGGCAUACCUUACGACGGUAUACGAAUAGUGCCUGCACGAAAGCGGAUAAAGUGUCGUUGGGGAGACAGAGUUGGCGGGCCAGUAUUUAAAAAACUCACGACGGUUGAUUGGUGUUCCGGAUACAUAUUAUGCUCGUUAUAUGGCACUUUAAAAGAUACCAGGAAUAGUGUCUUGCACGCGGAUUGUUGCGAUCAUUAUGUUUGUUUCGAUAGUUCUGGUCUGCAAAUAUAUCCAUUGAAGAUUCUUCUUUUUUUUUCA
Molecule: messenger RNA, 1408 nt
Organism: Annulohypoxylon maeteangense
Lineage: Eukaryota; Fungi; Ascomycota; Sordariomycetes; Xylariales; Hypoxylaceae
Exons: 3
Coding region: 217-1089 (290 amino acids)
Source: RefSeq, a predicted model, not a curated record